This is a messenger RNA of Penicillium argentinense, 2244 nucleotides long. RefSeq lists its product as uncharacterized. NCBI's taxonomy places the organism in Eukaryota, Fungi, Ascomycota, Eurotiomycetes, Eurotiales, Aspergillaceae. Gene Ontology annotation, molecular function: oligopeptide transmembrane transporter activity. Gene Ontology annotation, biological process: transmembrane transport. The coding region runs from base 1 to 2244 and encodes 747 amino acids. The record is from RefSeq and is a predicted model, not a curated record. The transcript has 3 exons.
AUGGAUGAAGCCAAGGACCGGCAGUCGUGGUCCCAGACCUCGCCCUCCGAUCGAGCCGACGAUGGCGACGAAAUUUCCAUCCUGCGCGACCGCGAUGCUGAACAGAUCCUUCCCUACGAGGCCGACGACUCGCCCUUCCCCGAGGUGCGCGCCGUCGUCCAGCCCCGAGAUGACCGGUCGCUCCCCGUGAAUACGGCUCGCAUGUGGACCAUUGGCCUCCUCUUCACCAUCAUCGGCAGCGGUCUCAACCAAUUCUUCAGCUUGCGCCAGCCUAGCGUCACCAUCAGCGCCCUGGUCGCCCAGUUGCUGGCCUUUCCCGUCGGAUGCGCCUGGGCCAAAUGGGUGCCGCUGGGCGUCUUCAACCCCGACCGACACUUCAAUAUCAAGGAGCAUGGCCUCAUCACCAUCAUGGCUAAUGUCUCCAUCGGGUCCGCCCAGGCCACCCAGAUCAUCGAAGCCAUGGUCAAAUUCUAUGGCAUACCGUCCCAUGGCGGCUUCGAGGUGCUGCUGUGCAUCACCACCCAGCUCUUCGGGUUCGGUCUCGCUGGGAUGGUCGCCCGCUGGCUGGUCGCCCCGGCCGCAAUGCUAUGGCCCCAGGUUCUCUCGAAUGCCGCCUUGCUGACCACCUUGCAUAACCGCGAGAAUACUGUGGCCGACGGCUGGACCAUCACCCGCCUGCGCUUUUUUCUCCUCGUCUUCGUGGCAGGCGCCAUUUGGUAUUUUGCGCCGGGAUACCUGUUCAUGGGACUGAGCACCUUCAGUUUCAUUUGCUGGAUAGUGCCGAAGAACGUCGUCGUCAACCAGUUGUUCGGACAAACCACCGGGCUGGGAAUGUCGAUUCUCACCUUCGACUGGUCGCAGGUGGUGUACGCGAACCAGAGUCCACUCCUGGUUCCAUUCUGGGCCGGGCUCAAUGUCAUGGGUUCGUUUGCCCUUUUCUUCUGGCUGAUAUGCCCGCUGGUCUACUACACCAACACCUGGUACUCGGCAUUCCUCCCAAUGCUCAACUCCAACACCUUCGACAACACCGGCAAAACCUAUGACACCGCCCGCAUUAUGAACCCCGAUGGCACCGUCAAUCAAGCCGCCUACCGGAACUACUCGCCCAUGUUUCUGCCGGCAGGCUAUGCCAUUACCUUCGGAGUGGCCUUCGCCAAUCUGAGCGGCAUCUUUGUCCAUAUUGGCCUCUAUCAUGGGCGAGACCUGUGGCGGCAGUGGAAAGGGACGAACAAAACCGAUGUUCACACUCGGCUCAUGUCGAGCUAUCGUACCGUGCCCUGGUGGUGGUUUGCGGCCAUCACUGUGGUCAUGUUUGCGCUGAGUAUUGUCACCAACGAAGUGUGGAAGACGGGUCUCCCAGCCUGGGCGGUCUUGGUGGCAUUCCUCAUGCCGAUGAUCUAUUUCAUUCCCGUGGGAAUUGUGAAAGCGAUGACCAAUAUCAGUAGCAACCAACUGAACCUACUCACCGAGUUCAUCGGUGGCUAUGCCUUUCUCGGACGACCCAUUGCAAACAUGGUUUUCAAGUUCUAUGGCUACGUUGCUGUUCAACAAGGACUGGAAUUUGUUGCGGAUAUGAAAUUGGCUCACUACCUGCACAUUGCGCCACGCACACUCUUUGCUGCACAAGGCUUGGCCACCCUCGUUGGCGCUAUCGUUCAGUGCGGUGUCACGAUAUUUAUGAUUACGAGAAUCGACGGGGUGUGUACAAGUGAUGCUGCGGGCAAUUUUACCUGCCCUCAUGGCCGGGUGACCUACUCAUCGUCUCUCAUCUGGGGUGUCGUUGGCCCCGGCCGACUGUUCUCUCCGGGAGAGAUCUAUGGCAAUAUCUUAUGGUUUUUCCUCGUGGGGCCGGUGGUCGUGGCGAUCACCUACCUCCUUGGUCGGCGCUGGAAACGCGUCAACUAUCUUUCCUGGCCCGUGGCAUUUGGCGCCAUGAGUCUCGUUCCCCCAGCCACGGGGGUGAGUUUUUCCUCGUGGUGGGCACUCAAUGUCAUUUUCAACGGCGUGCUGCGCCGUCGCAAACCGGCAUGGUGGUCGAAAUACAAUUAUGUCCUCUCUGCCGCUUUAGACUGUGGCGUUGCCGUCGCGACGGUCAUCAUCUACUUCUGCAUUACGCUACCAGCAGGAUCUUUGAGCUGGUGGGGUAAUACUGUGUAUACCAACACCGCGGAUGGGCAGGGCACCCCCUACAAAAGCUUACCGGCCCGAGGCUACUUUGGUCCCCCGAAAGGAGCCUGGGAAUGA